This is a messenger RNA of Paramecium primaurelia, 1425 nucleotides long. The record is from the annotation of a GenBank genome assembly. NCBI's taxonomy places the organism in Eukaryota, Ciliophora, Oligohymenophorea, Peniculida, Parameciidae.
AUGUAAUUUUAGCUUCUUAAUUUAAGCUCAGCACCCAAAUCAAUAUAAACUGAUAAAUAAAAAGAAAUUAUAAAUUGUAGUAGAAAUUCUUAAAUUGGAAUCAAAUUUGUAUUAUAUUUUUAUUUUAAUAUAGAAAAAAUCUGAUGGACUAUUAUCUAAUUAAAUAUUCAAUAGCAAAAUAUAAUCAGCUCCUUUAACAGCUCCAUUCUCUGCUCGCAAUUCUAUUAUUAUGUGUUAAAGUGAAAUCUAAUCAUAAAAUGAUUAAAAAAUGAAUGAAUAAUAAGAUUAAAAUGAUAAAUAUAGAUGGAUGCAUUAAGUUCCUUAAAAUAUCAUUAAUAAAUAGACACCUUAAACUCAAAAAAUAUAAAAAUAAAGAUAUUUUGUUUAAGAUUAUUCUUAAUUACAUCCUAAUCCAUAUUAAGAUCCAAUUUAUAUUAAAAAUCAAUUUUAAACAUAUAACUAAAUAAAUACAAAUAUUAAAUUCUAAAAAAGUAAAAAUAAGAACUUAAAUUAAAAUACUUAUCAAAGUUAAAUUACAACUCAAAACUCUGGUUUUAAGUUAUUAACAAAAUAAUAAAAAACAAGUACAACAAAUAAACCAAAAGAUGGGCAUAUAAUAAUUACUUUACCUUAAAAUUAAAAAAAAUAUGAUAGUUUCUCUUAAAAAUAAAGAUAACAAUCUAAAAGUUUAGAUUAAAUUAAAAUAAAUGAACAUUUUAAAAGAUUACUAUAAACUUAAGAAUCAAGAGAAUUAUAUUCUAAACCAUUUUGUUAUUCUUAAUAUUCACAAAUAUCUAAAAUUCCAUUUUAAUCCUCAUUAGAAAAAUAUACAUAAAACUUAUAUAAACCUAUAACCAAAUAGAGAACAAAAUCUUAAUAGAGAGGAAAUAUGUCUUUAGAAUAAAAUCAAAAUUAUUCAUAUGAUCAACCUCAAUAAUAGUAUUAUUCAGAUGAUAGUUUUGAAGGUAAACCAUAAAAUGUCAAGAAAGUAGAUUUAUAUGAAUUGGCAUAAGAAAGGCAAUAAAAUUUUAAUUAUAUGUAAAAUAAUACAAACUUAAAGUCUAAUGAAAAUAGUAAGAAUUAAUAUUAAGAGAGUCCAACAUAGAACUCUCAAAAUUAUUAAAUGGCUCUUUAAUCCAGUUAAUUUUAUUAAAGUUCUAAGGAUAUAGAAGAACAAACCAGAAAUUCGAAUUUAUAAGAGUACUCAAACUUUCAUUAUUUCUAAGAUAAUUAAAUUUCAAGUUAAAUACAAUAAAACCCUUUUUCUCAAACAUCAAAGAAACCAAUUUAAAUUAAAUUAAAUAUUAAGGAAUUUAUUGCAUCCGAAUAGCAAUAGAGAUCCUCUCCUAUGUGUUGUAAUUAAUUAAUUAUAUUUUAGCUAAUUUAUUAUAACAAAAAAUAGGCAAUUUAAAUACUCAUCAUUGA